UUUUUCUACGGUAAAUAUAGCAUCAGGAGUAUUUAGUAAAUACUAUUUACUGUUUAGUUUUAAUAUUUACAAUUUAGUAUUUACAAUUUAACCUUCUAAUAGUUCUAACCUUUAACGUUAAUCGUAAUUAAUUCGUCUAGCUUUUAUUAUUUGAAAGACCGCAUCACAACAAAUGUUAUUCUAGUGUGUCCACCGAUUUAGUAACCAUGUAGUAUGUUAUCCAGCAAAUAAGUCUGUUAAUUUAAAUCAUUCUUAUUCUUGCCAAGAUGUUUGAAUACACGUCAUUGUUGGUUUACACUCUGUUCUACAUGAUCGUCUCUGCUUGUUUUGUGCUCAGAACUACUGAAUUUGUAUCUAACGGUCUGACAGUCGAAAACCUGUUUGAUACAGUAAUUGACAAAGAAUACAACAAUUUCAUUUUACAUCACAUCAAAAGAACAUCAUAUAGCAUCAUUGUACACUCAAGUCUGCCGUUAGUAUAUUUACUAGGCACACUUCUAGUCAAUGACAAUGAAAAAGCAUUUGUGAGUGUAAACUUUUACGAGUUGAUUUUUUUGGCAUUGCUGCCUAUCACUUUUAGCUUUUCAGUAAUAUCCAAAUGGAAAUCAAAUAAUUGGGCCAACCAUCCAUUAUCCAUUAUUUUGAGUCGUUACAAUCCUGAUGACUGGACAAUUAUAGCACAAGAAAUUUCAACUGAAUAUCAAUGUCUUCAAAAACUGACGUUAGCCUAUGGUACAAUAAAUAGAACAGUCGUUACUCAAAAUUGGAUAAUAUCAAUAAAACCUUAUAUGCUUUAUGUUUCCAAGAAAUCAGAAAGUUCUUUCUUAGUUUACAGUUCGGAUAACCAUAAUUCUACACCUGAUGGCACUCCGGGUAGUAUACAAUUUAUCAACAUUCAAGUGAUACCAAUUCGAUCUCGAAUUAAAUGGUUUUUUGUUAGGAUAAGGUCUGAAGAUUUUAAAACACUUGAAGAACAUAUUGGACAUCCUAUACAAAUUGCAGAUAAUGUCAAGUUACAGCGCUCAAGAACUGAACGUUUUAUUGAAGUAUUUCGUGAUCAAGUUUCCCAAAAUCCAGUAUAUAAUGGUUACAGCUCAGCAGAAUUAGCAGAUGAAGUAUGCGCUGGUUGCUUAGUGAAUCCUCCAGAUGUUAAGUUAACCAAAUGUUGUGAAGAUAGCAAUGACAAUGUAAAUUGUUCUUCGUGUCAAUGUAGACCUAUGUGGUGUGUUGAUUGCAUGGCUAAAUGGUAUGAAUCAAGGCAACCUCAAAAUGACACAACCAUAUGGUUAUCAUCAAAAUGUACUUGUCCACUCUGUCGCCAAUUGUUUUGCAUUCUUGAUGUCUGUCCAUUACAAAAUUCUGAUUUAGCCAAGACUAAUUAAGUACUUGUUGCUUUGACAACACUACUACUGUGAUAAUGUUUGUAGUAUAAAUAGUAACUUUUAAAUUAUUAAUGUUUUGUAAUCUCAAAUAUUUAAUUUAUUAUGUUAA
Molecule: messenger RNA, 1491 nt
Organism: Melanaphis sacchari
Lineage: Eukaryota; Metazoa; Arthropoda; Insecta; Hemiptera; Aphididae
Product: E3 ubiquitin-protein ligase TM129
Exons: 6
Coding region: 267-1382 (371 amino acids)
Biological process (GO): protein ubiquitination
Cellular component (GO): endoplasmic reticulum; membrane
Molecular function (GO): ubiquitin protein ligase activity
Source: RefSeq, a predicted model, not a curated record